UCGGAAACGUUUAACUGUCAAAUGAAAUAUAAUUUUUUUUUUCUUUUGCAUAUUCUUUCUGUUGUUCAUAAACAAUUACAUUAUUUGCAACAAAAAAUGUCAAUAUUAAAACAAAUAUUUCGAUAUUUUGUAUCAUCAUUAAUUUGUCUAUAUCUAAUAUGGUAUAUUUGGAAUCCAAUUUGGUUCAAUCAUUUUUGCGUUUUAUGUAUUCUAUCGAUCAUAGCAUGGACAUUGGCAUAUUAUUUUUUCGAAAUGUUUAAUCAAGAAACAAUUGAUCCAUCGGGUAAAAUUGUAUUGAUUACUGGUUGUGAUACUGGAUUCGGUAAUCGUACAGCAUAUCGAUUAGAUCAAUUAGGUUAUCAUGUUUAUGCGGGUGUUUUAUUUCCGGAUGGUGAUGGUGCUAAAAAACUUCAAUCAAAAUGUUCGAAUCGUUUGAAAAUAUUACGAAUGGAUGUAACAAAACCGGAUGAAGUAAAAAAUGUUGUCGAACAGAUUAAACAAUCAGGUAUGCCAUUAUGGGCAAUAGUCAAUAAUGCUGGUAUUGGUUAUUCUGCACCAUUUGAUUGGGGUAAUGAUGUUGAUGUUUAUCAAAAAAUAUUCGAUGUCAACGUUUUCGGUGUGGUACGUGUAACAAAAUAUUGUAUGCCAUUAUUACGUAAAUCGAAUGGUCGAAUCAUCAAUGUAGCUAGUCUAGCUGGUCGUGUACAAGUCGCAAACAUAUCACAUUAUUGUAUGGCAAAACAUAGUGUACGUGUAUAUUCUGAUUGUUUACGUCGUGAAUUAGUCGGUACCAAUAUUAAAGUAAUUACAAUGGAACCAUCAUUUUAUCGUACAGAAAUUGUUAAUUAUGAAAUGAUUGAUCGAAAACGACGUGAAAUUUUUAAUGAAACACCUGAAGAUAUACGUGAAGCAUAUGGUGAAAAUCAUCUUGAAUAUUUAAAAUCAGUAACUAAACAAAUAGAAAGAAUGACAAAAGAUCGAAUCGAUGAUGUAGUCGAUUCAAUUAUUGCCGGUAUUGUUCUUGAACAUCCAAAACCAUAUUAUCGUUGUUGUUCAUAUCAUGAAUUGUUUACAUUAUGGGGUACAAGUCAUUUACCAGAAAUUCUUGUCGAUAUGCUUUUGAAUAGAAAUACACGUCGAUUAUUACGUCAAGCAAAAUCAGGACCAUAUCAGGAUAAAAAAUUAGAUUAAAUUCAAUCAAAUUAUGUUUUACUUUUGUUUUGCUUAUUUUUUUCCAAUGAAGAUAAAAUCAACAAAUAUAUUGUA
This is a messenger RNA of Dermatophagoides pteronyssinus (European house dust mite), 1266 nucleotides long. RefSeq names its product retinol dehydrogenase 16-like. Gene Ontology annotation, biological process: steroid metabolic process. Gene Ontology annotation, cellular component: intracellular membrane-bounded organelle. Gene Ontology annotation, molecular function: oxidoreductase activity. The record is from RefSeq and is a predicted model, not a curated record. Lineage: Eukaryota; Metazoa; Arthropoda; Arachnida; Sarcoptiformes; Pyroglyphidae.